Oldenlandia corymbosa var. corymbosa is the source of this 1215-nucleotide messenger RNA. The record is from the annotation of a GenBank genome assembly. Lineage: Eukaryota; Viridiplantae; Streptophyta; Magnoliopsida; Gentianales; Rubiaceae.
AUGGCUGCUGAACUUGUCAAUCUCGCAACCAGUGAGAAACUAUCUGAAAUGGAUUGGACGAAGAAUAUUGAAAUUUGUGAGUUAGUUGCAAGAGACCACAGGCAGGCUCGAGAUGUAAUUAAAGCAAUAAAGAAACGUUUAGGAAGUAAAAAUGCGAAUGUCCAGCUACUUGCAGUAAAUUUGUUGGAGAUGCUGAUGAACAAUAUUGGAGAACCAGUCCAUAAGCAGGUUAUUGAUACAGGGGUCCUCCCUGUUCUUGUAAAGAUAGUGAAGAAAAAGUCUGACUUGCCAGUAAGGGAGAAAAUUUUUCUUUUGCUAGAUGCUGCACAAACAUCUGUCGGGGGAGCCUCUGGGAGAUUCCCUCAAUAUUAUUCUGCAUACUAUGAAUUGGUGAGUGCGGGAGUACAGUUUACACAGAGGCCUGAUGUUGUCAUGAAAAGUGCACCUGCAUCUCAUGCUAAUAACAGCAAUCCAGCUGAAGUAGCUGCAGCUCUUCCCGCUGAGACACACACGGCAAAAGUUGAGUCUCGGAAAAUUUCAGAUUCUAGUAUUCUACAGAAGGCUGAAGCUGCAUUGGAAGUGUUGCGAGAAGUGAUUGAUGCCGUUGAUACUCGCCAUCCUGAGGGAGCAAAGGAUGAGUUCACUCUUGAUCUGGUUGAGCAGUGUGCUUUCCAAAAGCAGCGAGUAAUGCAUCUUGCAAUGACAUCAAGGGAUGAUAAGCUUGUUACUCAAGCUAUUGAGCUCAAUGAUCAGCUUGAGAGAGUUCUCCGAAGGCACGAUGCACUUGUGUCUGCAAGGCCCACAUCAACAUCAAAUCAUGUUCACCUGGAGGAGCCAGAGGAAGAAGAGGAGGCAGAACAGCUUUUUCGAAGGAUAAGAAAAGGAAAGGCAUGUCUUCAGCCAGGUGAUGAGAGCCCCCAAAUCAAUGGGACUUUAGGUUUGCUUGGAUCUUCUGGAAGAGCAGGAAUGCUUAAUCGUCCACUUAUACGGCCUUUGACUCUGGAGCCAAAACAUGAUACUAAUGGAAGCAAAGCUGCUGCCUCGAUUCCACCACCACCGGCGAAACAUGUUGAGAGGGAAAAAUUCUUCCAGGACCAUAAGGCUGACGGCUCGGGUCUUGCCAAUCAUGUCCGGGGCCUUUCUUUGCACAGUCGAAAUGCCAGCACUAGCUCUUGCAGUGGAAGUAUGGAUUUCAGCAACGAUAACUUUCAUUAA